UCCAUACGCUAGCAUUUGAGAAUACAAUGGCGAAUAGAUUAGACAAUGAGUAUGAUUACUUGUUCAAGAUCGUCCUAAUCGGUGACUCCGGUGUUGGCAAAUCCAACAUUCUCUCCAGAUUCACCAGAAACGAGUUCUGUCUCGAAUCCAAAUCCACCAUCGGCGUUGAAUUCGCGACCAGGACAUUACAGGUUGAAGGCAAAACAGUGAAGGCUCAGAUAUGGGACACAGCAGGACAAGAGCGUUACAGAGCGAUCACAAGCGCUUACUACAGAGGAGCCGUUGGAGCUCUUCUCGUCUACGACAUAACCAAGAGACAAACCUUUGAGAAUGUCCUGAGAUGGUUGCACGAGCUUAGGGACCACGCUGACUCCAACAUUGUGAUCAUGAUGGCUGGAAACAAAUCAGAUCUAAACCACCUGAGAUCCGUUGCUGAUGAGGAUGGUCGGUCUCUGGCUGAGAAAGAAGGUUUGUCGUUUCUCGAGACGUCUGCUUUAGAAGCGAGUAACAUAGAGAAAGCGUUUCAGACGAUCUUGUCUGAGAUUUAUCAUAUUAUAAGUAAGAAAGCGUUGGCGGCACAAGAAGCUGCGGGGAAUCUUCCGGGGCAAGGAACUGCUAUUAACAUAUCGGAGUCAUCUGUAGAUAACAAAAAAGGUUGCUGUUCUAAUUAGUUAUUAUUGACUAAUCAAUCAUUUAAAUGCACGUUUGAUUUCAAGAAUAUAUUAUUUUGAUCUUCAACCAGUUUUUUUUUUUUGGUUUUCUUGGCUUAAUAUCAGCAAGUAUAGCAUUUACCUUCUUUUUUUUAAUUUCAGUUCGUUGUUUUGUUGUUACUGGAUUUAUGUUGCAAAAGCUUGUUUAGUUGUAUUUGGAACAGUGAUCACCAACACCAUUUUUUCCAAAAAAGGAAGAUCAUUGUUUGUGUAUUGUUCUAUCUAAAAAUAUUAUGCACACACAUUCACAGGUAAGCUGAUUAGACAUGCAGUGUUACAUGGUGAUCAUUCAUUGAUUCUCCUUGUGAUUAGUUCAUGGCUGGGUCAGUGUAUAUGUUCUUUGAUCAUUGGAACCAAGAGUGCAAAUCAAAUAACACUCUACUCAUAGGAUAUCGAGGGACAAUGAUCAUGAGUGUGAUGAUGGUGAUCAUUUCACACCAAAGGCACAAAAACAAUUUCGAUCGGAUCCUCAAAACAUUAAAACAAGUGGAAAUAAAUCUGAUAUAUAAGAACUAUAUAUUAUAAGAAAAUACAAAUGUUGAAAUAAAAAUUGAGAAGUGGAGGAUGAUGGAUGCGCACGAGGGGGGGGUGUGAGCAUUUACUAAGGCUGAAAAGAAGGCCUGCUUCAGGCUCAGAUAGAGAAAGGGGGCCUGAAGAGAUUAUUUUUUUAAAAGAGGAAGUUGAGUGACAGUCUGUUUGUUCGUUCCACUCGUGGCCUCUCUCUCUCUCUCUCACAGAGAUCCAUCAAUGGCUUCACUCGUCGAAUCCGGUUGGCAGGUACUCUUCUCCAUUCUCCUCCUGUUUCCUCCAUUCCUCGUUUUCGUUGAUUACUACGAUUUCCUCUUUGUUUUCUCCGUCUCAGCAGACUUCACUUUGGCUACAUUGUGUUACUAAUGCGUUUGAUUCCACUUAGCUUCUUGUGAUUGUUUGAUUUGAGUCGAUUGCAGUAAUGUGGUUAGAUCUGAAUUUGACUAUGCUAGUUUCCAAAUCACGUAGAAAUUAUGAGCUUGUUUCCAGGUUGGAGUUUAAACGUGGUUAGGAUACUAUUGAAUCUGGACCUAGAUGCAUGAAUGAUGUGUAUAUUGAUAGUUGCCAAACUCACGUUGAAACUAUGAGCGUUUUUCGGUUGGAGCUUAGGGUACUUUUGAACGAUGUAUAUAUUGAGAGAGAUAGAGAGAGAGACGCAUGAUUGAAUAACAGUGCUUAUUAUGCUAUUACCUUCGGAAUAUGAAUGAUCUUUUUUUUUUGUGGCAGUACCUUGUGACACAUUAUAGCGACUUUCAACUGGCCUGCAUUGGGAGCUUUCUCCUCCACGCGAAAGCGUCUUCUUCUUAUCUGGCCUCCCUUUCAUUUAUCUGGAAAGACAAGGCUUUCUCACCAAAUACAAAAUCCAGGUCCAUUCUUUUCUCAAUUUAUGAACUUAUAGCUUUGCCUGAUCUUUUCAAUAGGAUCUCGUAGAGGUUAAAUCACCAAGGAUUUGGUUUGGUUCAAGAUGAAAUCAAGUUAGCCCACUAGUCUACUUUCUUAUUCUUUACUUUUGGCUACAAGGUUCCUUUGAUGAAUAAAAUUUAACAUUCAUUCAAAAAAAAAAAAAAUCACCAAGGAUUCAGUCACACGUGAAAAAUUUUUGCUUCUGAAAGCUCAUCCUUUCUCUCAGCUUAUACCUUACUUUUAUGAUGCAGACAAAAAACAACACGCCUGCAGCUCAAGAAAAAUGCAUCACACGCCUCUUGCUUUAUCAUUUCUGCGUCAACUUGCCCCUCAUGAUGGUCUCCUAUCCUGUCUUCACAGCCAUGGGAAUGCGAAGCUCUUUUCCUCUGCCGUCCUGG
This is a messenger RNA of Brassica rapa (field mustard), 2539 nucleotides long. Its product is annotated as ras-related protein RABA2b. Lineage: Eukaryota; Viridiplantae; Streptophyta; Magnoliopsida; Brassicales; Brassicaceae. The record is from RefSeq and is a predicted model, not a curated record. Gene Ontology annotation, molecular function: GTPase activity; GTP binding.